Molecule: messenger RNA, 1965 nt
Organism: Halichondria panicea
Lineage: Eukaryota; Metazoa; Porifera; Demospongiae; Suberitida; Halichondriidae
Exons: 4
Coding region: 145-1908 (587 amino acids)
Source: RefSeq, a predicted model, not a curated record
CGGUCUUUACCUAAUGUGAAAGUUGAGUGCAUGCAUCCUGUAUGCAGUAGCUAGCUUGGUUUUAAUACGGAUGCAUAUUAUUGCAUUGCAUUGACGGGCUAGCUAUAUACGGCUGGGCUAGUGUUGUUUCAAGAGCUAGACACGAUGUUACUAGUAUUAGCUGUUGUUACAUCACUAUUCCUCUCCACUGGGCAUGCUCUCAACUUCUGCCAGAACAACAGUUUCCAUUCACUGGAGAGAGACUUCCUAUCCAGAGUAAAGAACCGCUAUCAGAUCACUCGCACUUUCUACCCUCCUCGAGACCCUCGCCCGGUCGUUAUCAAGAUCCAUUAUUCGUACCCUGAUGGAACCAAUCAGACGUGGUUUUGGAGUGAAUCACAAUUUUAUCUGAUUCAACCGCUCGAGAUAUUUCAGUACACUUCAUUAUUUUUCUCUAAUUUGCCGCGUAGACAGACGGAGGUGACGCUCUCACUGAGUCAAGAGUGCGAGGGGUUGGGGGAGGAGCUUAUGGAAGUGCUCACUCAGCGGAUGAAACUCUAUGCUUCUACGGCCUCCAUUUCCCUGGAAGCCGCCCCUCUGAGAAUCUCCGAUGAUUAUAUUGCAAUAGCAGCUUCAUUUGAGGAAAUCAAUAACGAUGUACUGCAGAGCAACUUCCUCAAAGUGUGGUUGCACAUUUUUCUGAUCCUGUUUCCAAUCUGUACUCUCUUCUGCCUGUGGCUGUGUGACCCUGUGCAGCUGUUGCUAGGAGACAAAGUGUGGACCAAGCUGGAGGAUGAAUCCAACCAUCCCAGAGUGGCAGCUCUAGUUCAAUUAUCUGUCCUCUUCACAACCUUUGUGUUUAUUCUGGAUAUUAUGGCGUUAGUUGCGACUGUGCUGGGAGAUUUCCUAGUGUAUAAUCGACAUGCGGCGUUUUACCUCUCCACAGUAACUGGCUUGAUAGUGGACACUGCUGCGUUUGUGUGGGUCAUGUUUGUGCUCAUUAAAAGCUGCCAUUGGGAUUGCAAAAACUUCUGGUAUCGCUGGAGAAAACGCCAGCCUUGCAAUAAAGGAGAAUCAGAGAAGAUAAAGAAGUUAAUGUCCACGAUAAUGGUGGCACCAUUGCUCUGCUUUGCCAACCAUUUCCACUACAUCAUUCUAGCCCUGAUAGCAGAUCCAUUUCAUACUGCCGGUGUUAUCAUCACCUACCUCAUAACAUUUGCUAUCAAUUAUUUCCUGUUUCAACAAUUCUACAAUUGUGUCGUGUUUCGAUCAUUUCACAGACGAAUGGGUAACGAACGGAAGGUGUAUGCACUUCGAACCCCAUCGCGUUCAAAUAUUUUCAAUAGAUCUCAAUCUGCGUCUGCUCUGCCCGGAACUAGAAAAGUUAAAAUCGAACGUGUACCAUUUAAUACACAAACUGUUGUUUUUGGUUUGCUGAUUCUGACUCCAUUUAUUGUUUUAUAUGAGGGGAUUGUGAUUGCUCUGUUCUCAAGUUUGCCCAUUUCCAAGACCAUAGAAGAUGCUCCAUCACGGUUAUACAGCAUAUAUCAGGGAACUGGGAUUCUUAUCGUUGUGUUGCUCACCUACAAUAUUGUACUGGCUCCUAAAGGAUUUUCAUUAGGAAGAGCUGUUGAGCAUGUGGCUAAGCAGAUUCGUCUCCCUGAGGAGAUAAGGAACUGGACGCUCCUGACAGACGAGGAGAAGUGUGCCAACGUGCUGACCUCCCUCAUAGGGGAGGGUGGGCUGCAAGAGCUAGUGGAGAUGCGUAACCAUCACCAUGGCAAUGGCACUGACAAUGGUCACCAUGACGCUGGUAACCAAGACGACGACAUUGAUGACGUUGACGACAAGCUGGAUGGUGAAUUGAGGAGCCCCGUUGCUAAGGGCAACAACAACAUUAGUAUUGAGGGAAGAGAAAGUACUUUUUAAUGUGUUACAUUUAUUUAUUUGCUGUACUGAUACAUAAUAAUUAUUAUGAUGACUUUA